CCCUAUCCGUCCGUACCUGUUUCCACCCGUUGUGUUGUAUUGUUUCAAUCGCCGCUCUGUUUGAUUACCGUGUUACAUUGUAGUCAUUCAGCGGACCCGCCGAACUGACCGUCCCUCAGUGACCGAGUCUCAACAGUAAGCUAAAAACCCGUGCAGUACGGACGUUUACGUUGACGCGUACGGCAUACGCGGAUAUGCAUUAUAAUAGUGAUUAGUGGCGACGGGAUAGACGCAAACGAUUAAAGAGCGUAGGGGAUUUGACACGACCGUUCAACGAAAGUUAAACGUGCCUAGCAAUUGGAUUUAGCCCGCUGACGACGAAGCAGACACUUUUUGCUUUGUAAAAUUGAUCUUAGUAGACGAACAUAACAAUACUAUAUAGCAUGCGGAAUUUCUAACAACGAUGCCAGCUUAAUAGGAUAAGGGAAAUUGACAAACAUCGAGUAGCCAACCAGCGGGACUCGCCUGGCAGAGUGCUCCCGCACGACGCUCAAAUUGUGCUCAAGUGAACCCUUCGGGAUUUGUCGCUCGCGCAGCUGUGCGCGGAGUAGUCGUAGACUGCAUCGGAGUGCGUGCUCUUAUCAUUGUCACUACGAUUCUGAAUAGUACGUAAUCGCCAGAGGAAGACGACGGGUUUUGUACAGAUUAAUAUUACCGUUACUGCCACUAUUACGAUUAUUGUUGUUGUUGUUGUUGUUGUUGUUAUUGUUGUUGUUGUUGUUGUUGUUAUUGUUGUUGUUAUUGUUCUUGUUGUCGUCGUCAUCGUCGUCGCUGCUGUUGUGGUGCUCAGUGAGAACGAACUGUGUGUCUGUCUUCACGAACUCUGGAUUACCUACUUUUUUGGCGUCUACGACCCGCUAUAUGUCCCACUACAGCCAGAGUUACACCUGAAGUUAUCGUUCUACGUCGCAGUAUUUGCUUUCAAGAUCGUCGAUGUGUCGCACGUUUAGAAAUUUAUAUGAUAGAUAUUCUGUUGGCGAAAUGUCCAGUCAUGUGACAUCGUUUGUUUGAGGACAAUUUCCUACUAAGGUCAGAGUUUUCCUCUGGAAAGGAUAUACUACAACAGUAUAGUCGGGCUUCUAUCGACCUAUUGGAUAGCAUGCAACAGAGCUGCACACCUUAACAGGAAAAAAGGUGUGUAAUGCUCUUCACGCUGGCCAGGGGUAGCUGCGCCGUAAGUGCAAAGCCCGUAUGAUCUAUCGGUGCGGUGUUUGACUCGAGUCGGGACGGAAGUUGAGGCUGUAGUUGAAGAGGUGCCCGAGGACGGUCUUGAAGUCGGGUCUUCGAUGAGGAUGAUCUCGGACAGCGAGCCGACGACCGAGGUCGAUUCUCUGGGGGACGAGGCGCAUUCACCCGCCGGUUCGGGUGAUACCAUUACCACCACAACACACUCUGACCAGGAGACGAAUACCACAACGACUCCUAAGCCCUCGGCAGCAUCCUUAAACGCUCUGGCCACUCACCCCGGCUUUAAUAGUCUGUCCGCGUUGGCUAUGGCCAACUUUUAUCCUGACCCAGAGCAAAUCAGUCUCGCUCUCAAAAACGCAGAAUAUCAAGGAACCGAAGGCCUAAUGCGACUAGGUACAUUUGACGCUCGAAGAGGCGUUACGGGUCGCACUUCCCCUAACGAAUCCUGUGUCGUCUGCGGCGACCGUGCGUCAGGCAGACACUAUGGCGCCAUCAGUUGUGAGGGCUGCAAGGGUUUUUUCAAGCGCAGCAUCCGAAAACAGCUCGGUUAUGCGUGUCGAGGGGACCGUAACUGUGAAGUGACAAAACACCACCGAAAUCGCUGUCAAUACUGCCGAUUGCAGAAAUGUUUACAGAUGGGGAUGCGAGCUGAUGCCGUGCAGUCAGAACGGAAACCGGCAUCGGUUGGUUCGUCUUCAAUCGAAAAUAACUCCCGAUUCGAGAAAGCUACAGCAGCAGCUACCCCUACCGGCGGAACUCUCACACCGGGAGCCACUCCCACUCUUAACUUGUUCCCGUCCCUUGCAGCGCAACGAGCCGCGCUGGCCGCCGGCCUUCAUUCACUUGCUAAUGAUAAAGAUCUUCAUAGCGCUCUCAAAACCCCGCCGCUAAAUGACCUAACGACCCUCGCAAGUGUCGUGACCACGUGGGCGAACAUGCAGAAAGCUCAAGGAGAUGGAAAAGUUCAGGAUAACGCUUUGUCAAAGGUGGUAGAGACACUUCAAAACGCACAGAGAACGUCCCCUCCGGUUAAGGUCGAGCCUACAAUAAUAGCGGCACCAUUUCGAAGCGAAUUAGUUCGCGAGGACCAGCUUGAGUUUCGGUUAGCGCCACCAGCUGGUUCACUUAAUAACAACGGACCUUUACCGUUACUGACGGCCUCUGGAGACCUUAACGAAACGUUCGUGUGCGAAUCCGCCUCAAGAUUGCUCUUUCUAUCGAUUCAUUGGGCCAAAGGACUUGAGCCAUUCCAACAACUACACAGUGAGAUUCAGACAGUCCUUAUUCGCAACUGCUGGGCAGAGUUGUUCUGUCUUGGAUUGGCACAGUGCUCGAAACAAAUGUCGGUAACGGCGAUUUUAAAGGCCCAUGGCCGACAGCUGCAGCGGCGUCCGCACGAGGAUGCCCUCCGUAAUCGACAGGUUGAAAGUCAUUUGCAAAGACUGCGCACCUUCGUCGACACAGUGUGUGCGCUAGGUUUGUCCGACCUUGACAUGGCGCUACUGAAGGCAAUCGUGUUAUUCAGCCCUGACUGGCUAGUGUCCACCUCCAGCGACUCAAAAUGGAGAAGUCAGGUCGAAAGCUUUCAAGUGAAGGCCGUCAACGAACUAAAAAGGUCCAGCGCAAGUGAGGAGCGUGUGAAUCGACUUCUCCUUAAGUUACCACUACUUCGAUCGCUCGAUGCGGAGUUGACUGAAGAAUUAUUUUUUGCGGGGCUAAUCGGCAAGGUGCAGAUCGACUCCAUUAUCCCUUAUAUCCUUAAGAUGGACUCCCCUGACCAUCUGGGCGUCGCUUAUUAAGGGCGCUACUGCAACUUCGACCCAUAUUUCAUAAUGACGAGGGAUCUAUGAUCAUAUCUAAAUAUGCGCCACUGCGACGAGAGGAGCGUCGUGUUCUACAUCUUGUGGUCAUCUUCAAGCAACGGAAACGGGCCAACCAUUUAGAUUCGCUCUUUUGCCGUCGUGCAAAAGCCAUCUUUGAAAUCUGUGCAUCAGGCUAAGCUACCGUGCUGGCUCACAGCUAUGGAACGGAACAAAUAAUAUAGUGUGACUCACAUAAAUGAGAAUAGCACAUAAAGGUCUAUGAUACUGCGUCCUUUAAAGGAAUAAUACCUUCUAGCUCUGCUAUGUAAAAUAUGGCUCAUGUUUUGUCCAGCAUAGCAGUAUAUCGUUAAGUACCUCAUUUUCGAACGAAAAACAUGGCCAAUUUUUGCUGAUAUUAAACAUCACCCCUCAUUCCUCUGCUUGUUGGCAUCGUUGCCAAUAUGAAUGGCGGUCCAACUUGCUUGACAUCAUCGUCCGUCCAAUUUUGUGAUACUGUGACAUAUACACUCAACACAUAUAUGCGUACACAUACACAUACAUACAUACCUACCCCGACAGGCAGACAGAAGCAAAUGAGCGAAUGUACUUCGAUCGACCUUUCAUAAUGAAGAAUAGUGUAUUUUUUUGUUCUUCUUAGAGGAAACAUAGACCAUAUUGCACUGUCUAGGUGCCUUUGACGGCGAGCCAAAGUCGAAACAAACUGGCUGAAGCGCGGCCAUAAAGCAAACAGAAAACUAGACGUUGGAUGAGAUGUAUUGCAGAAAAACAAAAAACCUUAAUGCAGUAAAUUCAGUUUUACCAUAAUUCAACCAUAUCUUAUUGCACUUAUAGGCUCUCAUUCCGCUGUCAGUUUUCUUAAAUUCCUGACUUGACUCGCUCGUCACCACUCAUCUAAAGUAUGAAGUAUCAUAUAAGUUGGCGUAGAUUGAUUUUUGGUCACUAAGUUCAAAUGUGUAUUGUCCGAGAUAACCAUCAUCUUAAGCCUAUAUUUAUUAUUCGUUACGAGAUAUAUAUAUAUAUAUAUGAUGAUCGUGGAAAGGCGGAUUUGUAUAUAACUGGUAGCUAACGAGACACGAACGUCGCACCCUCAUACGAUACACACAGACACACGUAACAUAGCAGUAGAAAUUUUCAGUGUCCAACUGUAGCGUCCGUGAACUUCGCUGUAUAAAGUGAGACAAAUUCCAAUUUUGAAGCCUUUUAUUGCCCUUGUCUAGUUAGGACGCCCUUGUCUAUAGGACAGUUCAUAUGUUUCGUCAGGACAAUAUUACAACUUGUUACUCUAUAGUCCGUAGAAAGACUAGUACUUUACCAAUAUUUUAAAAUAUUAUUGCCUAGCGGUAGUAUGAAAAAAAUUU
Molecule: messenger RNA, 4369 nt
Organism: Varroa destructor (honeybee mite)
Lineage: Eukaryota; Metazoa; Arthropoda; Arachnida; Mesostigmata; Varroidae
Product: nuclear receptor subfamily 2 group C member 2-like
Biological process (GO): regulation of DNA-templated transcription
Molecular function (GO): zinc ion binding; sequence-specific DNA binding; DNA-binding transcription factor activity
Source: RefSeq, a predicted model, not a curated record